Molecule: messenger RNA, 2235 nt
Organism: Echinops telfairi (small Madagascar hedgehog)
Lineage: Eukaryota; Metazoa; Chordata; Mammalia; Afrosoricida; Tenrecidae
Gene: METAP1
Product: methionyl aminopeptidase 1
Exons: 7
Coding region: 26-844 (272 amino acids)
Biological process (GO): proteolysis
Molecular function (GO): metalloaminopeptidase activity
Source: RefSeq, a predicted model, not a curated record
UACUUACCACUUUUCCAUUUCAGGAAUGUCUGAAUCUGAGCAGGCUCUUAAAGGCACUUCUCAAAUUAAAUUACUUUCAUCUGAAGAUAUAGAAGGGAUGCGACUUGUGUGUAGGCUGGCUAGAGAAGUUUUGGAUAUUGCUGCUGGGAUGAUUAAGCCAGGUGUAACUACUGAAGAAAUAGAUCAUGCUGUACACUUAGCAUGCAUUGCAAGAAAUUGCUAUCCUUCUCCCCUGAAUUAUUAUAAUUUUCCAAAGUCUUGUUGUACCUCAGUGAAUGAAGUUAUUUGUCAUGGAAUUCCAGACAGACGGCCUUUGCAGGAAGGUGAUAUUGUUAAUGUGGACAUCACUCUUUAUCGCAAUGGUUACCACGGGGACCUGAAUGAGACCUUUUUCGUUGGAGAUGUGGAUGAGGGAGCACGGAAGUUAGUCCAGACCACGUAUGAGUGCCUGAUGCAAGCCAUCGAUGCAGUGAAACCGGGCGUUCGAUACAGAGAAUUGGGAAACAUUAUUCAGAAACAUGCCCAAGCAAAUGGGUUUUCAGUUGUUAGAAGCUACUGUGGACAUGGAAUACACAAACUUUUCCAUACAGCCCCCAAUGUUCCCCACUAUGCCAAAAAUAAAGCAGUUGGCGUGAUGAAGGCAGGCCAUGUAUUUACAAUUGAGCCAAUGAUCUGUGAAGGUGGGUGGCAGGAUGAAACGUGGCCGGACGGCUGGACGGCGGUGACAAGGGACGGGAAGCGCUCUGCACAGUUCGAACACACCCUGCUGGUCACGGAUACUGGCUGCGAGAUCCUCACCCGGAGGCUUGACAGUGCGCGGCCUCACUUCAUGUCCCAAUUUUAACUUCUCCCAAGGUGGCACAUCUCAAGAAUCCCUCCUAUCUGUAGUUGGCAUUUCGUUGAACGUACAGAAAGGAAGCAGACGUUUUUAUCACUUGUUUUGUUUUGACCUUAGAUUAAGAAAGGACUACAGCAUUUGAUGUGUAUCCUCAAGAACGUACCUUGGUUUUGGAAAAACCAAGAAGAAUAAAGGAAAAUUUUCUCAGCUCCUUUGAGAGCCCCCUUUCCCCUAAAUAACAUCCGCGCCCUCAUUUCCUCAUUUGCCCUUUGAGCACUUUGACUUCAGCCUGCUUCUAGUUGCAUUUUUACUGCCACAACGGGCCAACAAGAGCCAGCUGCUCUCCGGGUCAGUGAUGAAGAUGAGAAUCCUUAAAACUUCAGCAACACACGUUGCUCCGGAAUUAAAAAAAAAAUUGUAUAUGGAAAUACAUAGACAUCUAUAUACAUUUUAAAUUCCGUAGCUGUUAGGACUGACCACUAUGAGACUUUGUGUUGACUCUGCACAGGGCUAGAUGCUGUCAUCAAUGGACCCACAGUUGCAGUGAUUGAAUUCCCAGUUGGGAAUUGUGGGCCCCUACCCCAUUCCAUGCUAAUUAUUUACCUUUGUAAAUGUGCUUAAGAAAGCACCCAGUCAAUGAGACUUUCUCUACAGUGUGGGCACAGAGUGCAUUGUGAAUGACUGUGGCAAUAUUCACUUUAGAAAAAAAUUAACAGCCUUUUCUCCCCACCCUCCCCCUUUGAAUAUCAUUUGUGGCAAAAAUUGCCACACUCCUAGUGAUGUCUGGCUGUGGCAGGGAUAAGAUUGUGUAAUGGACUGCCGUUCCAGACCUCUGACUGGUCAGAAAUGGAAAGGAGGAAGCCCCCUUGCUUCCCCUCACACACAGUACACCGCACACCGACGGAAGGAACAACGUGGGACUGUUUGUUGGCAGUGAUGAGGCGGCAGUGUGCCGAAAACACGCCACCUUUACAUAGUCGGGAAGCUCACUAGAAGUGACCUCAGCUGCCCGGGACUUGUAUUCCUUUCAGUAUUUCAGUCCAAAGAGAGUAUCUGAUGAAGACCUAUCAGACUACAUUCAUUUUCAUGAGCAUGUAUUUGAUUACCGGGUGUCUAAUGGCUUUGCUGUAAAAUAAUCUGAUACCGCUGACACAGACUUGUAAGAGAAAGUCUUUCCCAGAGUGCCUCAGACCUUUAUUGCUUUAAAAGAAUUACGAUAAUGUUUUCAUUACUCUUAUUAUUCCAAUGAUUUAUUAAAGUGACAGUCUGGUACAGAUUUUCGGGGGUAUGUGAGUGAUGUUUUUAACAAACUGUCAUAUCUGUGAAUGGUAUACUUUGCAAUAUGAAUGUUAAUAUAAUGUGUAAAGGGAGAUUAAAACGUUUGAAUGAUUAUUCUA